AUGAUUUCCAAUUUCCAUCAGUCCUCGGGUCCCUAUGAGAAUCCCGGCUCUUCGUAUUAUACCUUUGAUGCAGAGCCAUCGGCAAAGGCUCCCACCGCCGCCACUAAAAAGACGAAGAAGAAGAGUCGAAUCUUUGGAUUGGGCAAAUCGAAAAAUAAGAACAAAAAGGCGAAUACCAGCAUGCCGGCUUUGGAUGACCAAUCUACCAUGACGGGACAAUCUUUGACGUAUUCCACAUCCGCAGCGUCCUACCAAACAACUGGAGAAUCGACCGACUCUUCUGGGGGUGCCUUUGGUGAAAUCCUCAAGUUGCUGGACGAAGAAGAAAGGUUGGAAAUGAAGGAAAAGCACAAACGUCGGUAUUCCAGUGAUCGAUCCACCACAUCCUCUCUGGCCUAUUCGGAAGGUGCAACCACCCUGAACUAUAGUGAGGAUGGAGAUAUGUCAUUCUUGGAAGGCACCAAAUUGUUGGGAAUGUUGGAAGCACCACCGCAGCCUGCUGGCGGGGCCCAACACGAAGACGAAGAAGAGAAUAAGGAAUAUAUGAUUUCUCCCAAGAAGACUCCCGUUAUAAACAACAAAAAGGCCACGAAAACCCAGAACGAUGGUAGACAAUCUCAUCAUAAUGCUCGUGAGAAUAGUGUGGUUCGACAAGACGAGAGGACGAGGGAGCGCGAAGUGUUGGAGGUGGACGAUGAUCCUGUGUCGUCAACUUCCAAUCGAUGGAUGUGUGGGAUAGAUUUUGGAGAUGCUGGUUCGGUUCUCCGACCAUUUUUGUGUUUUUAA
Cylindrotheca closterium is the source of this 786-nucleotide messenger RNA. The record is from the annotation of a GenBank genome assembly. Lineage: Eukaryota; Bacillariophyta; Bacillariophyceae; Bacillariales; Bacillariaceae.